AUGACCUCCAUCCUCAAGAAACUAUCUUUCUGGAAGGAUAAACCCAACAUCAACUAUGAUCCUCCCCAACACUUCGUCCUAGUCAAAGUCGAAGAUCCACGACUCUCAUGUCCACCCACGCUCAAACCUUUCGAAAAGCGCUCAGACAAAGAGCUCAAGAAGGCUGGAGUUCCCUUAUACCCAAUAGAUACGCCCAUAGAAGGAAUGUUCUGGACAUGUACCAGGCGCGACGGACAUCGUCACGACAAGAGCGAACCAUUCAAAGUAGGAAGGGCACCAAAGUGUCCUCGUUAACUCUCCAGGGUCGUUGUGAACGUUACAUGCGCGCAUACAAUUCUCCGAAUUCUCUCUAUAUUUGCAAGCCAAAAGAAUCCGAUAAAUACAGAAUUUGUGGAUAUUACAGUCCUGUCCGUCUUGAUUAUACGAAAAAGCCACCCAAAAGAAGUAUUUGUCUUGGAUGUGGUCAGAAGUCAUUUCAACGUAUCACGGGUCCCGAGAUAAUACUCUAA
Messenger RNA from Hymenoscyphus albidus, 509 nucleotides. Lineage: Eukaryota; Fungi; Ascomycota; Leotiomycetes; Helotiales; Helotiaceae. The record is from the annotation of a GenBank genome assembly.